GUCCUCCUCAGUCGGUGCUGAAGCGUCUGGAGCGGACGGAGCUUCUCCCGCCGGUAAACACCGACACACCGGAGCCAUGGAGGAGGAGCUGAAGUGCCCCGUGUGCGGCUCCCUCUUCAGGGAGCCCAUCCUGCUGCCCUGCUCCCACAACGUGUGCCUGGCGUGCGCGCGGAACAUCACGGUGCAGACCCCGGAGGGCGAGCCGCCGGUGCAGAGCCGCGCGUCCGGCAGCUCCGACUACGACUACCUGGACAUGGACAAGAUGAGCCUGUACAGCGAGACGGACAGCGGCUACGGCUCCUACACGCCGUGCCAGAUCAAGUCCCCGAACGGGGUGCGGGUCUUCCCGCCCGCCGCCCCGCACCCGCACGCGCACCCGCACCGGCACUGCUCGCUCACCUGCCCGCUGUGCCACCGCAGCGUGUCGCUGGACGAGCGGGGGCUGCGCGGCUUCCCGCGGAACCGGCUGCUGGAGGCCAUCGUGUCCCGGUACCAGCAGAACCGAGCCGCCGCCGCCGCCGCCGCCGCCGCCUCCGCUUCGUCCUCCUCCUCCACAUCCUCCGCCGCCUCCUCCUCCGCCUCCUCCUCCGCGGUCAAGUGCCAGCUGUGCGACCGCAACCCGGUGGACGCGACGGUGAUGUGCGAGCAGUGCGACGUGUACUACUGCAGCGCGUGCCAGCAGCGGUGCCACCCGUCCCGGGGCCCGCUGGCCAAGCACCGCCUGGUGGCCCCUCCGGGCCAGGCGGCCGGGGGCAGCGGGGGAGGAGGAGGCGGCGGAGGGGGUGGAGGAGGUGGAGGAGGAGGAGGAGGAGGAGGAGGAGGAGGGGGGGGACAGGUGCCCCCCGCCACCGCGCGGAAGCCCGCGACGUGUCUGGACCACGAGGCGGAGAACUUCAGCAUGUACUGCUGCAGCUGCAGGGCGCCCGUCUGCAUGAAGUGUCUGGAGGAGGGCCGGCACGCGAAGCAUGACGUCAAGACGCUGCCCAUGAUGUGGAAGCAGCACAAGUGUCAACUCUCCCAGGCGCUCAACGGCAUCUCCGACAAAGCCAAAGACGCCAAAGAAUUCCUGGUUCAGCUGAAGAACAUGCUGCAGCAGAUUCAGGAGAACGGCGUGGAGUUCGAGGCCUGCCUGGUGGCGCAGUGCGACGCCCUGAUCGAGGCGCUCACCCGGCAGAAGGCCAAGCUGCUCACCAAGGUCACCAAGGAGAAGGAGUACAAGCUGAAGGUGGUUCGAGACCAGAUCACCCACUGCACCAUGAAGCUCCGCCAGACCACCGGCAUGAUGGAGUUCUGCCUGGAGGUCCUGAAGGAGAACGACCCCAGCGGCUUCCUGCAGAUCUCGGACGCUCUGAUCAAGCGCGUCACGUCGUCUCAGGACCAGUGGGUGAAGGGAGCUCUGGAGCCGAAGGUCGGCCCCGACUUUGACCUCACGCUGACCACGGACUCACUGCUGCAGACCAUCCUGCAGCUGGACUUCUGCCAGGGGAAAGAUGUGCAGCAGAGUCCCUUAUUGAAACAGCUGCAGUCAGCAGACAGUGAUGAGGCUGAGAUGGAGGCGGAGAGCCCCGGAGCUGAGUCGGGCCCCCCGGUGCCGGCCGCCCCGCUGCUGCAGCUGGAGAAGUGCUGCACCCGGAACAACAGCGCCACACUGGCCUGGAGGGUCACUGCGCCCAGCGGCAGCCCCAUAGAGGGGUACAUCCUGGAGCUGGACGACGGCAACGGGGGGCAGUACCGGGAGGUGUACGUGGGGAAGGAGACGGUGUGCACGGUGGACGGCCUCCACUUCAACAGCUCCUACAACGCCCGGGUCAAAGCCUACAACGCCAUCGGGGUCGGACCCUACAGCAAGACGGUGGUGCUGAAAACCUCCGACGUGGCCUGGUUCACCUUUGACCCCAGCUCGGCUCACCGGGACAUCGUCCUGUCCAACGAGAACCAGACGGUCAGCUGCAACAGCUACGACGACCGCGUGGUGCUGGGGACGGCCGCCUUCUCCAAGGGCGUUCACUACUGGGAGGUCAGCAUCGAUCGCUACGACAACCACCCGGACCCGGCGUUCGGCGUGGCGCGCAUCAAUACCAUGAAGGACAUGAUGCUGGGGAAGGACGACAAGGCCUGGGCCAUGUACGUGGACAACAACCGGUCCUGGUUCAUGCACAACAACUCCCACACCAACAGGGCCGAGGGUGGCAUCGCUAAAGGCGCCACUGUGGGCGUCCUGCUGGACCUGAUCAAACACACCCUGACGUUCUUCAUCAACAAGGAGCAGCACGGCCCCACGGCCUUCGAGAGCCUGGACGGCGUCUUCGUGCCCGCCGUCAGCCUCAACCGCAACGUGCAGGUGACUUUACUGACCGGCCUGGAGGUUCCAAAGAGUCUGAAGCAAUGA
This is a messenger RNA of Salarias fasciatus (jewelled blenny), 2389 nucleotides long. RefSeq names its product tripartite motif containing 67 (gene trim67). The record is from RefSeq and is a predicted model, not a curated record. Bases 77 to 2389 code for a protein of 770 amino acids. NCBI's taxonomy places the organism in Eukaryota, Metazoa, Chordata, Actinopteri, Blenniiformes, Blenniidae. Gene Ontology annotation, cellular component: cytoplasm. The transcript is spliced from 12 exons. Gene Ontology annotation, molecular function: zinc ion binding; protein binding.